Molecule: messenger RNA, 1501 nt
Organism: Menidia menidia (Atlantic silverside)
Lineage: Eukaryota; Metazoa; Chordata; Actinopteri; Atheriniformes; Atherinopsidae
Source: the annotation of a GenBank genome assembly
UUCACAUUUAAAGGGAGCCUUAUUGUGGCAGCUGCGUCCGCCGUGGUGCGUUCACGUGCCUGUUGCUGAUAACUUGACGUUGGUCCGGGUUGGGAAAAGCUGUUUAUCCCUUCAGGAAAGUGAUUCUGGGUUAGUGACGACACUUCCCCUCCUUCCUUGGAUUUUUUUUCUCCCCCCCAGAAGUUUUUCUUAUCUCUGCGUCGAGGCGCCCCAAAGGGAACUUUUCACGAUUUUCCAGCUGUGAAAUAAAACUCCCAACAUGUCGCCGCCGUCUCGACGGCUUCAGACGAAGCCCGUGAUCACCUGUUUGAAGACUUUCCUCAUCUCCUACAGCCUCAUUUUUUGGUUCACAGGCGUGAUCCUGCUGGCCGUCGGGGUGUGGGGGAAGGUCAGCCUGGAGGCCUACUUGCUCCUGGCUUCUAAGGACAGCACCAAUGCGCCAUAUGUUCUCAUCGGGACCGGAGCCACCAUCGUUAUUUUCGGGCUCUUCGGCUGCUUCGCCACCUGCCGCGGGAGCCCGUGGAUGCUCAAACUGUACGCCAUGUUCCUGGUCCUGGUGUUCCUGGCCGAGCUGGUGGCCGGAGUCUCGGGCUUCGUCUUCAGGCACGAGAUCAAGGAUACGAUGGGCGCUGCCUUUAAAGACGCGGUGCAGCAUUACAACAACACAGGCACCAUCAGCAGCGCCGUGGACACCACCCAGAGGACGCUGCAUUGCUGUGGAGUGCAAAAUUACACGGACUGGAAAGACACCAACUACUUCCAGGAGAAGGGAAUCCCCAAAAGCUGCUGUAAGGACAGCAACAACUGCACUCCAGAGGUGCUGAAAGACCUGGAAAAGGCCGCAAAGGAAGUCUACCUGACGGGCUGCUUCUCCCUGGUGACCACCGUGAUGGAGGCCAACCUGGGAAUCAUCGCCGGGAUCUCCUUUGGGAUUGCCUUCUUCCAGCUCAUCGGGAUAUUCCUGGCCUGCUGCUUGUCUCGAUACAUAACCAACAACCAGUACGAGAUGGUCUAAGAGUGGCAGGUCGCUGAUGGGAAGCUCCUGACGGGGGAUUUUAAUAUUGUGUGUGUUAGUGGACAUCAUUUUAGAAAGGGAAAAGUCGCAGUUGCUUCUUUUACUCUGGAACGCUGAACGAGCUGAAGGGAAAACCCCCCCGGCACCGUUUGACCAAAAGGAAAAGGGACGCAGACGUUGACAGAUCAUUGAUUCCAGACCAAACCCGUUACGCAUAGCAGACAUUAUGUAGUCCUCACUCUUUUGUUUAGGUGCAUUUGCCAACAUUUUUAUUCUCCUUUUGCUGCCUUAUUUUGUUGUUAGUGGACAGUUAGCUGGUAAAGUCUUCGUAGGUGAUGUCACUGCUCUGACUCGGAGCUGAAAACGGACCCCCGGCGUGUGCCCGCUCGAGCGGCCGUCCACGUCCUCAGUGUUAGUGUUUGUUUGUUUUUCUGUGUGGAUGCAUGUGAAAUACUUGAAAAAUAAAGAUGAGAUCCUGUAUCUGUA